Molecule: messenger RNA, 3997 nt
Organism: Aplysia californica (California sea hare)
Lineage: Eukaryota; Metazoa; Mollusca; Gastropoda; Aplysiida; Aplysiidae
Exons: 8
Coding region: 49-1158 (369 amino acids)
Cellular component (GO): nucleus
Molecular function (GO): protein binding
Source: RefSeq, a predicted model, not a curated record
ACACUAAAACCUGGCGUUGUUACUUUCUGUUUUCUCGUUCCGGUCAAGAUGGCGUCGAUGUCAGAAACUUCAUAUUGGAUAAACUUUUUCACCAGUGCAGGCAUUCCUGCAGGAGAUGCUACUCAUUAUGCAAUUCUGUUCACGGAUAAUCGCAUCACUCGUGAAAUGUUAUUGGAUAUAAGUAAAGAAUAUCUCACAGACAUGGGAGUGUCGAGACUCGGUGACAUUAUUGCUAUCCUCAAGCAUUGCAAGAGUGUCUUCAAUCAGGAAGCUAAAGAUAAGAUUUUGAGAUCAACUUCUUUGACUACUUCCUCUUCACUGUCUUCAUCCCCGGUCUUAACACCUCGUAGAUCAACUGCUGCAAGUCGUAUGGUGAAUCACUUCACAAGCAAGCAUCCAGAAGCAGCCCCAAUGAGCCAGAUACCCGUGCCAAAAGUUCCUCCACCUGACCCACCUAAGUCAAAGAGGAAAGUGUCAGUGUUUGACAGACUUGGGUCUGAUGGAGCAGAUGAUAUCACUCUCACUACAACGUCAGCGUCCACUUCCCCUCAGUCUGUCUUCAAUCGGCUCGGUGGGAAAGCGGCAGUGAAACGCGCUGCAUCCUCAACCUCUCUUGACAGCCCGCCAUCCUCACAGAGUGACGGUUUACCCUAUGCAGGAGUGCUUAAGAACUCUGGCCCCUCUCCAGCGAAAAAAGCCAACAUCAAAGUAGCAGUCACUCGCUCUACUCGGUCCCCAAAAGUCACCCUGACAUCUUUUAAAAUAAGGAAAGAGAUCAAGAACAUCGUUUCAGAUGAGAAAAAGUCUUCAAACAUACAACGGCCUGAAAUAUCUACCACUACAGAAGGUGUUUUGUCAGAUCAUGCUAAAAAAGAGUCCUUGUCUCUGAGAGACAGAUUAGGAGCCAAACAUGAAGCAGCUACAUCCAGCGAUAUAGAGGGUAAACUGGCCUCCCUAAAGGCUGCUUCUGGGACCAAGCAAGGAAAAGUGAGUAUUCAAGAUCGGCUAGGGGCCAAAGUGGAAGAGCAAUCAUCCUCACCCGUCGUAUCGUCCACACAGACAAUCAGCACAAAGAAAAAAAAGGAACCAGUGUCCACAACAUCGGCAGCUAAAGUUUCUGGUGUGUUUAGCAGAUUAGGAAAGAAAUCUCAGACGUAGUUCAUUAAGGAAGUGCAAUGUAUGUUUGUCUAGUUUCUCUAUCACCAGCCUUUCCAAAGAAUGAAAAGACUUGACAUUAUCACUUCAUAAAUAGUAUUUGAAAAACUUGUAAAUCUGUGGAUGCUUGAUUGUUUUUGUUGGCUUUUUUUGUUGUUUUUUUUUGUUGCUCUUUGUUUACUUUAGGGUGAUAUUUCCCCUGUGGGGACAAUUCGACGUGCUUUGAUUAAGCUAGGGCUUCAUCUUCAGGUUUAAUGUGUAUUCGACUCCUUGCCAAAUAAAGCAGGGGAAAUCUCUCUCUGGAUCUAGAUUAAUUUCAACAUCUUAAGCUAUUUUUUUUUAUUGCCUGUGUUAGAUCUAGUUAUUUUGCCUUUACGCUCAGCAACAGCAAGAAGCUAAGGGUGCUGAUGGUAAAUACUGGACAGCUGUAAACACCGCUGCUAAUUGCAGUUAUCUUGGUAUCUUACAGUUGAGACAGGCUACAUUGUGAGGUACACAAAGUGGCAGACACUCGGCUCUACUGGUCAAGUAAUACUGCUUUUUUAUAACUGAUAAUACACCUCAAAUGGCAAUUUUUAUCGUGCGAAAGGAAUUUAUCAUUGCAUUAAAUUUUUUAUCCAUAAAAGUUGCAAUAAAAUGUCAUCAUUCUUCAAUUUGGUGAUACGGUUACCACUUAAACACAUGCCAUACAAGGGCAUGCUCCUCUCAAACACACAUUUUCAUGUGCCGUGUAUUUCAGUUUGUUUAUAGAUCCUAACUGCAUCAUGAUGUAGGCCUAUAGGUUUUAAGAGUUGCCAGCUCUAAUGUUACAUCAUGAUAUUUGGGUUUGAAGUUUUAGUAUUUUGACAGCUCCACAGUCAUAUUGCGAGUAUUGUCAGAAUUUUAAUCAGUUGAUAGCCUCCAUAGUAUCAUUAUUUUGUUUGGAUUUUAAUCCUUUGAUCAGCUCACUGUAUGUUCAUUAUGUAAUGAGGGUUGGCAAUUGGUAGUAGAGUAGAGAUUUUAAAUGUAAAAAUAUGGAAAGCACUGGAGAGUCAUUGUCAUUAUUAUGCAGACAUAGGACAGAGUGCUUUACAUAUAUGGAUGUUGAGAUGUGUCAGUUUUCCUUUUGCAAGUUGUUUUCCUUGUCUCAGGGAUUUAGGUAUUGUAGUUUAUUGUGAGGAGUCUUGAUGAGGAAAGGUUGAGGUCACCCAUAUAAUGUAAACAAUACACAAUGCAAGAUUUUUGUUAGUUUGGCUUUAAUGUUGGGCCUUGAAGUGAUUGUGGUGAAGUGGAGGUUGCAUCUAUCCUGUCUCAAUCUUUGUGGAUUUCCAGUUGGAUCAGUAAACAAUUGACACAAGUACAGUAGUAAAGUCUGGUCACUGUCCUAGCUGCUGGGGUGCAGACGAGUGUUUGUAAAAUGGUUUUGAAGGAUAAUGUUGUUUGGGGGUUUUUUUUUGUUUCUUGUUUGUUUGUUUUUUUAUGGCAGUUGUACAGUAUGAUGCUGAAUGUAUCAGUUGUAUGUGAGGCCCAUAAGUUAUAAGCUUGUAUAUGUUGUAAGGGCAUUGUUUGGGUUAGAAAGCUAAUCAUACUGGUAGUUACAAUGGAGUCUGCUUAAUCAGAAAACAGCAAGUAAAUUAGGAGACAAAAUUCUCCUAUUAAAACAUUUUUUUAAAAACUAUUGGAGCGACCUCUUCUACACCUGAAACCCGGCUAAAGAUUUGGAUACACAUAACGAUAAAUUGUUUUAAAGGUUGGACAUUUAUACAUCUUUAUGUGUAGGCCCAACUACAAAAUUGUAAGAAAGGUUGGAUGAUGUAUUGGACUGGAGACCAGAUUGAGAAAUCAUGCAAGGCCUGAUAUCUCUUGGGCGACCCUGAUCCGAUUUGGGACAGUUGAGCUGGAAUGCAGUAUCCCUUUGAAAUUUGCAGCUGCGCUGGAUUUAAGCUUGUGUGGAGUUCAUUUUUGGAAUCAGCGUAUCAAAAUUUAUGGCAAAGUGAUCACGAGGAACAUGAUUUGAUGCGAUAUUUAGUCUUUAGCAGACUUUAUUUCAGAAUUGUCAUUUUUUAAUCCAAAGUCAUGUAUCAAGGUUACCCACUACAUUGUGCAUCUGACUUCAAAGCUUCUGCUUCUACACACUUCAGUCACAAUAGAAUGCAUAGUUGACAGUAUGGCGACUUGGUCGAAAGACACCUCUCUUUAUGAUGAUGAUAUGCAGAACCCAUGGAUGUCUGUGGAUGAUUAAGCUCAGACUCAGACACCACUGUAACAGUAACAAAUUAGAGAAAAAAAUAUGGAGAACUUGUAUCAUUUUUGCAAACGGUUUCAUCGUAAUGCACAAAUUUGUGAUAAAAAAAAAAAAGUUACAAUCUCAGAAUAUAAUUAUAAGCGUGAGUGAAUAUGUUUCACUUUUAAAACCAGUCUUUUGUCCCAAGUCUCUUUUUCUUUUAUUUUUCGUUGUGUAAGAGCAGAGUGCAAGCAAAUCAAUGUCUCGGAAGAGUUAUAGCGUGUUUUCUAUGGCAAAGAGGAGGAAUCUCUCCAAUAGAAAGAACUUUGGGCCAUAAAUUAGAACAUGUAAAGUGAAUAGAUAUGCAGUUCAAUAAAAUUGAGUUCCUGUGUAUGGCGAAUCUGAUAUUAUUUAUUGUGCUUUGUAUAACUGGGGUUUAAACUGAAGAAAGUCCAGCUCUCUUGCAUAUUUUGUUUAAAGCAGACUCCACGGUAUAACUUUUUUCUCAUAGGUUCAUAACAUAUAUUAAUCACUGGUUAAAUGUGUUUUAGUUUGUUUUUAAGAUGAACAUUGUGGAUGGUUGGCGAGUGCCUUGGUGUGGUUUGCUCCUUCUUUCCUAAUAAACAUCUAUCGUACUUA